Molecule: messenger RNA, 3976 nt
Organism: Strigops habroptila (Kakapo)
Lineage: Eukaryota; Metazoa; Chordata; Aves; Psittaciformes; Psittacidae
Product: lipase member H-like
Exons: 10
Coding region: 1844-3256 (470 amino acids)
Biological process (GO): lipid metabolic process
Molecular function (GO): carboxylic ester hydrolase activity; lipase activity
Source: RefSeq, a predicted model, not a curated record
AACUUCAGGUGUCUCACAUCUGUUUGUGAUAGUGCACCUGCAACUCAGAGUCACCUUGGAGGAUUUACCUGACAGUGGUAUGUCAGUAGAAACUACAGUGUAAAUGGUAACAGUAGUUGAAAUCUGUGAAUUUCCAACUGGCAUAAGUGCCACUGUUGGUGGACAAAGUCCCCUUGCCAUACAACAGAGUCCAGCAGGCACUAGUUCAACAUCCUGAUUGAUACUGCAAAAAAACUUUCUGGGUGUUGAUUUAGUAAGGGAGUCCUUUCCUGACACUGAUUUCAGAGGGCUUUAAAACUGUUUCAUGGGUCAUAUAUGGGUGGUACUGUACAUUACUUACAUGUGAGCUGGGCUUACUGGUUUUCAGUUCAAGAGGGAACUUAACAUUUCUUUUCUUCUCCCUAUUCAUGUGUAAAUGAGCAAGUGUUAGCAAUUUAUUCACAUCUAGUGGCAUUAUGUAUAUGUGAAGGUACAUAUGUAAGAUUUUCUUCUAAGAUCAGGUGAUUGGUCUUGGAGAAGUGUGGUAGAUGUUUUACUAGGGGUAUUACCAGUUCAAUUUUACUGGUGUUGAGUUCUCCAUGCUUUAACUUGUAUAUGAAUGAGUACUGCAUAUUGGGUGCACACUGAGGCUGCCUAACUGGUGGUUGCUUGGGUGCACUUAGUUUUUCUUGUAACAAUAAUCUGUAUUGAAAGAUUGGAAGGAGAGAGUCUAAUUGUCACUAUACCAUUACUUGUUCUAAGUAACAUGUAGGGCUGUGCUUUUAUUAUAACAGUUGGACAAAGUGUCAAAGAUUUGAGAUGAAAAGGGAAUACAAAGGAAUAACAAGAGCUGCCUUAGCAAACUUUAGUCAGAAUAGGGUGACAAAUUUGAAAAACGAAAGCAAAAACAUUUGCUUUCAAUAAAUUUGCUUCAAUUUUGCAAUAAAAGAUUGCUGGUUAAGCUGAGUUGAUUUUCGUAUGAGUAGCUGUACUGCAUCUUCUUGUAGCUGCAUUGACAGUGAAAAAGCCUCUGAAGAGACCUCCCAUCUGCUGCAGAAGGUUGUGUAGCACACAGCUUUGUUGAGCUGCUCAGAAUCAUAAAACCAGCUGAAGAGACCGACCGCUUAAAAGUAAUGAAACACACACACUUUACUGUUAUGGUAAGAAAAGAGGCAGACCUAGACCUUAGGCUUAGAAGCACUGGGAAGCAUACACUACACAAAAACAUUUCUGGCAUGUGUCUGCCUCACACUUGAGUGGUUAUGGUAUGUUUUUCUUACUCCUGCAGUGGAAAUAAUUGGGGGCCAGAUAUAGGCAAACUGGGCAUCCAGACUUCUCAUUUGAAUAAUGCAGAGUUUAUCUGCCUCUUUGCUUCACUUUGAACUCCAAGAAACUGAACUGGUUUAUAAAUAAAUGAGUUUCACAAAAAUAAAUGUUUCUUCAUCGAUUUUGUAGUUGGGAACACAGAGGGAAUGAAUGAAGUGACAUACUCAAAACAUCCAGCAAGACAGUGUUUGGGUGAGGUUUAUGGGACUCUGAGCUCCGUCUCUCUCCCAUAUAAGGAUGCCACAGACCUCUGGAUUUAGCCUAGACAAUGACGCCUUGGAAAAAACUCAGAAGAUAACUGAGAUAACAUCGAUUGCUUCCAUGUAAAUCUACUGAUAGGCAGAGAGGGAAAUAGAUUAAAACCAGUUCCAACCCUUUAAGAGCAGAAACCACCCUAUCUACCGAAUUUAUUCAAUAGGAGGAGUCAUGAAUUGCAGAAGCUUGUAUACAGCUUUGCUUUCUCCUUCCUACUCUGCAUGUCACUUACUUCAUUAGUGACAUUCAGCUGGGUUAGAAAUCUAGCAUGCUAUGAGGAAACAUGCGAUUUGCCACUUCUCUGUGGAUUUUACCUAUCACUUUUCUCCGUUUCCACAUGCUGAAAUUGUGUUUCUUCAUCUGUUUGAUAUCCUGGGUGAAAUCAGAUGAGAAAAUAUGUCCCGAAUUUACAGAUCUUAAUAUAGGCAAUGCUCUAUCUGGAACAGAACUCCAAGUCCAGUUACUGCUGUACACAAGGGAAAAUCCAAAUUGUUCUGAGAGGCUCAUUGAACAUGAUGUAGCUGCAUCUGAAUACCUUAAUACUUCCAAGAAAUUUGUCUUUGUUAUUCAUGGCUUCAGACCAACGGGAUCUCCACCAGCAUGGCUAGGUGACAUAAAGGAGCUUUUACUGUCUUCAGAGGAUAUUAAUCUCAUUAUAGUUGAUUGGAAUCGUGGUGCCACAACUGUGAACUACGUAACUGCUGUUGAAAACUGCAGAAAAGUUGCAGAAAUACUGAAGAACUAUGUUGACCAGAUGCUGGUGGAUGGAGCUUCUCUUUACUCUAUGUAUAUGAUUGGAGUUAGUCUUGGGGCUCAUAUAGCUGGUUUUGUUGGCCAGAAGUAUAAUGGCAAGCUUGGCAGGAUUACAGGUCUUGAUCCAGCAGGACCUUUGUUCACUCGAGAACCACCAGAAGGGAGACUUGAUCGUACUGAUGCACAGUUUGUUGAUGUAAUCCAUUCAGAUACUGAUGCACUAGGUUUCAAGAAACCUUUAGGAACCAUUGAUUUCUAUCCAAAUGGAGGAAUGGAUCAGCCUGGUUGUCCACAAACAGUAUUCAGCGGGCUUCAGUAUUUUAAGUGUGACCAUCAAAGAUCUGUCUUUCUCUUCUUAUCAUCUUUGAAAAGAAGAUGCGACAUAAUAACAUAUCCUUGUGACUCUUACUUUGAUUACAAGAGAGGAAAAUGUGUGGAUUGUGAAGCUUUCCAGCCAAUGUCCUGUCCAGUACUGGGUUAUUAUGCUGAUAGAUGGAAAAAACUGUUAAUCCCAAACAGUUCACCAACGAAAGCUUUUUUUGAUACCUCGGACCAAGACCCAUUCUGCAUGUAUAACUACUUACUGGAUAUUACUACCUGGAAUAAAAGCAUUAGGAGAGGUUUCAUUAAAGUUAAAUUAACCGACCAUGCUGGAAACACAGUAGAAUCAGAGAUGAAUAGUGAAGCUUCAACAUUUCAGCAAUAUAAAAGAGUCAAAAUACUAACUGGAUUUUACCAAGACCUUGACAAAAUAUCAAAAAUGUCCUUGACCUUUUCUACGAAGACUUUAAUAGGCCCAAAACACAAGCUUAGGGUUCUCCAGAUGAGGCUGAAAUCUCUCAAUAAUCCAGAAAGGCUGCAGCUGUGCAGAUAUGAUUUUGUACUGAUGGAGAACACUGAACUGACCUUCAAACCUAUCCCUUGCCCAGAGAAGGCUACAUGAAGAGAGCUUCUACUAACCUGAUUUCUCUUGCAGCAGUGACAUUUUGAUUCUUCCUCAGGAUAAAGACUGUAGUGAGAAAGGAAAUGAGAUAAGCUAGAUUUAUUUUCAGGAUCCACCUGGUGUAAUAUGCAUUACUUGCUUUGAACACCUUAGGGUAAAAUGAAUUUAAAAAUUCAGGAAUCUAUGUAUUUGGGAAAUUUGAAUAAAGUAAAGAUAUCAUGGUGGAGAAUGUGCAGUGGUCUAUUCAUUAUUAUUUGUUAGCAGUGAAGCUAACAUAUGAAUUAUCCAUAUGAUCCUGGCACAUUAUUUGUCAUUCAUACAUAUAUUUAAUUAUUUAUUAUUUGUAAUGGCUUUUAUAUGGAAACAUAAUUAUCUGUCUACAAAGUGAAUUUAAUAUACUGUACAUGUGAUCUACAGAUCUAAUACACAACAGUUUUGCUGUGCUGUGCUGGUUGGGUAAAUGAAUUCACAUUUUCUCAUUAUAUAAUGUCUGUCUCAGAACUGGAACAAUAAGAUUUGUGAGCACAUAUGUAAUUUUUCUAUUUAAAUUAAUUAUAUGAUCUUUAUGCGUAUCGUAGAUGAAUAUCAUUGCAACCAUUCAGAUUUUUUUGUAUCAAAGCUAUGGACAGGACAGUGAUGUUUCAGAUAUGAAGUAAUUCUAAAAGUCUAUUCUGAAAAGAUUAACUUAAAGAUUAAAUAAAUGCAUUUUCAUUCAAUUUC